This is a messenger RNA of Closterium sp. NIES-67, 3631 nucleotides long. NCBI's taxonomy places the organism in Eukaryota, Viridiplantae, Streptophyta, Zygnematophyceae, Desmidiales, Closteriaceae. The record is from the annotation of a GenBank genome assembly.
UGGGUCGGCGUUAGCCAUGGCGGCCGAGAUGGUGAUUAGGUGAGCGCACUUACGUAUUCGCAGAAUCAGAGUAUGUCGAUCACUCCCGCUAUCUAUUAGCAUCCCUCCCGUUGUAACGAAGUCUUCGUUCCGCACAAUGCGCUAGCCUCGAUGCCAUUCCUCGCUGCUGCCUUCACUCGUUACAGUUGCACUCGAUAAGCGAGUGGGAAGUCACAGUGCAAACGAUACGAAAUACCCGAUACUGUUUCGCGAAUCGUCUGCAGCAUUCUCUCGCGUGUUUCGUCUCAGUCGUUUUGGAGGCUCGCCUCGUCCUCCGGAGCUGCGUGCCAGCAGCGCGCCACCCGCGGGGACCGACUGCAACUGACCCGAUAGGCCUGGGACCGCGUUGCCUCUCCUCUCCAGUCGUCUGAUCCGUGCCGCCACUGCCCCCCCGGCGCCAUGGAUCGCGCGGGCGGGCCGUCGCGCAUGCGAGUGCAGCAGCAGCUGCAGCAGCCGCUGGUGGUGACCGUCAGCGCCAUCAUGGCCGCGUGCCUCGUGCUCAUGUACCUGCUCGUGUCGCGGCACCUGGCGAGCAUGGACCAGAUCGCCCUCGCGCUCACCGAGAGCAUAUCGGAGCAGACGACGAACCAAGCCAACGACCUGAAGCAGCUGGUGGCGGCCCUUGAGAACCACACGUACUCCGUGGCGGCGGCCGUCACGGACCACGUGGCCGUGCAGACCGUGCAGCUGCGCCAGCUGGCGGGCGAGCUGAGGAACCACUCGCACUUCGUGAGGGAGCACGUGAGCCAGCACGUGGACGCGCAGCAGGCGCAGCUGGGGGAGGUGGUGGCGGAGCUGCGGGCGCGCAUGGGCGAGGUGGCAUCCGCCGUGAUGGCGCCCCCAGCCUUCCCCCAACCCGAUGCCGCCAUCACCGCCUCCAACCUCACCCUGCUCGUCGCCGCCGGCCUCCGAUCGCAGCGGCGCACGGAGCAGGCGGUGGGCAAGCUCAUGGCGCAGGUCGCCAAGCUGACCGCCAGAGACGACGAGGAGGGCGGGCUGGCCACGCAGACGCUCAAGGAGGUGGUGUCGGCUGCCAAGAAGCAGAUGCAGCUCUCCAGGUCGCUGCAGGGCACGGUGGAGGGGCUGGCGGAGCGCGUGGAGGCGCAGGCGCAGCUGCGAGGCACAGAGGCGUCGCCACAGGAGGAGAAGAUCCUGGCGGUGCUGAAGGCGCUGGUGGCGCAUCUGAGGGCCAAGGAGAAGGCAGGCCUCGUGGACGCCGUGGCGCAGGGGCAGCGGCGCAUGGAGGGCGUGCUUGGGUCGCUGGUGGCGGAGGUGCGCAACAAGACGUCGUUCCUCAACCUGUUGCGCGCCGUGCGCGCGCAGACCGCCAUCGUCGCCAAGCUCGGCACGCGCAUCGCCAGCCUCGAGACUCGCGUGCUGCCGCCCACGGCCCUCGCCACCAAGGACGGCAUGGCCCUUGCUGCUGCUGCCGGCGGCGCUGGCGCUGGCGUGGGCGGCGCGGAGGCGUCAGUGGUGGUGGCGGCGGUGACGGAGACGGCGAGCGGCAUGGCGGUGGUGGUGCGCGAGGUGCAGCGGCAGAGCGAGGCGGUGCAGGAGGUGCAGGCGCUGCUAGAGGCCAGCCGCGGGGCCGACACGGUGCAGCUGGCCGUGAAGACGCACGCGGCGCUGCACGACCUGGUGCUGGCCGUGCGGCAGCAGGGCAAGCUGCUCGUCAGCCUCGACGGCCGCCUCGCGCACAUCGAGGGCCACGUGGGGGGCGCGGCGGGGGCCGGGGGGCAGGGCGAUGGCGAUGUGGCGCGGCUGGAGAGGGCGGUGGCGGCGGAGGCGGAGGGCAGCACGGACGUGCUGAAGGCUGCGGAGGAGGUGAUCGGGGGGAUGCAGGGCGGGCAGGCGCACGCAGGGGGGCAGCAGCAGGAGGGGCAGGGGGAGGAACAGGAGAAAAACGAACAGGGGCAGCAAGAGGGGCAGCAGGGGCAGCAGGAAGGGCAGCAAGCAAGUAAUGAAGAUUUGGCAGACCCCAGCAAGUGGUCGCAGCAUGCCUUCUCCGGCUCCCCCAGCUUCACUCGCUUCAGUGGGUACCGCAUGGGGGCGCGCAAGCUGGCAGCCGUGGGGUUUGGACCGACAGACCUGCAGCACACUCGUGCCGUGGGGGAUUGCAGUUGGCAAUCCCCCGACGCCGCUCUGCCGUGCACGGCAGCGCUCACCUACUCCCUUUCGCCCAGCCCUGGCCGCCACAGCGAGGUGGUGGUCACGGCGUCCUUCGCCGCCGAUGUGCCGCCCAUGGGGGGCCAUCUCACCGUCGCCAUCGAUGGCCAGCCCUUUGUCCUCUACAGUGAGCACCCAAACCAGCAUGUCUCGCUCGACCCACCCGCCUCUGACUUUCCCGCCGAGGUGCUCGUGUGCGCCCUGCCGCCCGAACCCGCCCACCCCGUGCCACUGCGCUCCCUUCGCGAGUUCCUUGAGUACUACCGCCUGGCGGGGGCGGCACGGAUUGUCCUGUAUGACAAUGGGGCAUGGCAGGAGGGCAGCGUGGGGGAGGAGGUGAGAGGCGAGGUGGAGCGGGGCGAGGUGGUGGUGGUGCCGUUCCAAGGGAGCCGCGACCACGAGCUGCACCGCCACGGCAAGACCCUAGCCCAGCACGACUGUGUGUGGGGCGCGGCGUUGUCAGCGCGCUGGGUGGUGCCCGCCGAGCUCAACGAGUUCCUCUUCGCCGGCGCCAUGCCCGCCGCGCUGCCCGCCUUCCUCCACGCGCACGCCUCUGCGCCCUUCCUCUCGCUGGGGUCGCUGUGGUGGGCGUCCGCCAAGUGCUCGCUGGACUUCCCUGCGGGCGACCAGGGCGGCGACAAGUUCACGUUGGAGCGCAUGGUGUUCCGCUGGCCGUGGCCCGUGUGCCACGACACCACUGCCUUCCCUGAUGCCAACCUCUGCCUGGGAGAGACGGGGUACCGCAAAGCCAUCGUGGACCCCAGGAAGGUGGAAGCCCUGGGUGCCUUUGAGGCGAGGGCGCUGCCCGAUUGGGGUGAGGGUGAGGACGUGCGCACGGACGUGGCGGUGUACAACCACAUGCAGGACCUCUUCGCCGACCCCUCCAAGUGGUGCUCCGAGCUCUUCAACGACGACCAGGGCCCUGACUGGUGGGUGAGGGACACGUACCUGCGGGACUACGGGCAGUCGCUCAGAGCCAAUCACGUCUGCCACUUUAAUAACGGCCAGUGCAAGCAGCUGUCGUGACAUCAAGCCACACUAGCUAAACUCCGUGGGUUCCAGUAUCUACGUUUGCGCUGAAUUCCCUAAAGAGAUUUACUGGCAUCUGCUUCUCUUUGCGAUUGCUUGCUUCUCGAGAACUUUCUGUGGCAUCUCAUAUCAUGGUGCAGCAAGUAAUAGCCUGUGCUCCAGGGCAGGGCUCCACAUAUCAGACGAAAUCAGUCUGAUGGUCUGAAAAGCAGACUCGUUUUUAAGGUUCAUCUGAUUUGUUAGACCACCCAUUUUCUCUCGUCUGAACGUUAAGACGGCUGUUUAAAUUUCGUCUGAAGAAAUAGAAUGCGUACAUUUUCGCCUGAAACUGACAAUUGUGGUUGGUAGAUGAUACAUGAAAACUCCGAAACAGGCAAAUUGUACUUGUUUGCCCACA